This is a messenger RNA of Rosa rugosa (rugosa rose), 717 nucleotides long. RefSeq lists its product as uncharacterized. Lineage: Eukaryota; Viridiplantae; Streptophyta; Magnoliopsida; Rosales; Rosaceae. Bases 1 to 717 code for a protein of 238 amino acids. Gene Ontology annotation, biological process: tRNA methylation. The transcript is spliced from 5 exons. The record is from RefSeq and is a predicted model, not a curated record. Gene Ontology annotation, cellular component: cytoplasm.
AUGGUUAUAUGUACCAUGCUAAGCUAUUGGGUACCGAUUACCGAAGUAGAAUGGACAAAACUUGUUCGCGUCAGUGAGGAGGUGCCAAUUGUUUGCAUGGAUUUAUUGUCAGAACCAUUCAAACUUUCUUCUGGUGUUAAGGAUUGGAUUGCUGUUGGAGAUGGUAAAGUAAACAUGACAGUUGUUGGCGUUAUAUAUGGUGCUUGUACCCCUAGAGUUGGUUUUGCCUUUACUUGGUCAGCUGGAAUAGAAAGACAACUCCUUAGAGCACAUUGGUGCCAGUCACUAGGUUACGGGUUCAUCUUCACUACUGAUCCUAGAGGAACAUUGAAGCUGUGGAGGCUGUGUGAUCACUCUGCAACGAGCUGUGAUGUGUCUCUUUUAGCUGAAUUCACAUCAAGUUUCGGAAGUAGAAUAAUGUGUUUAGAUGCAUCUUUGGAGGAAGAGUUAAAUGUUGUUUCAUCGUUGGUACAGAGAUGUUCUCCUGGUCAGCUGCUGACCAGGGGAACGGGACCGUGCUUAGGAGGCAGAGCUAGGGGUCGAGGUAGACCCAGAGGCAGGGGUAGUGCUCGAGGUAGGGGCAGGAUUCCUCCUGUUGAGGAGAUUUUUGAGGAUGAUGUCCAGGCAUUGGAUGUUGAGCUGCCUGUUCCACCUGUUGUGGAGGUCGUGAAUGUUGUGGAUGCCACUCGUUUGUCAACGUUGGCUAAGGAGAUUUAA